This is a messenger RNA of Syngnathoides biaculeatus (alligator pipefish), 3731 nucleotides long. It is a transcript of the gene gucy2d, whose product is annotated as guanylate cyclase 2D, retinal. Gene Ontology annotation, molecular function: protein kinase activity; ATP binding; guanylate cyclase activity. NCBI's taxonomy places the organism in Eukaryota, Metazoa, Chordata, Actinopteri, Syngnathiformes, Syngnathidae. The coding region runs from base 251 to 3676 and encodes 1141 amino acids. The record is from RefSeq and is a predicted model, not a curated record. The transcript has 19 exons. Gene Ontology annotation, biological process: cGMP biosynthetic process; protein phosphorylation; intracellular signal transduction.
CUUUUCCCCCUUGAACCGCACGUGACAUUUGCGGCAAUAGCUGGAAAAGUUCUGCCGUCGGGAUGGGCUGCGACUUUGACGUGGAGCCUCGAUGGAAAGAAGCAAUCCAGUGGUGGCUCGGAGUUGCGUCCACAUCCGUCCAUCUUAGGACUUGAGGACCGCUGAGUGCCGAGGGAGGCCGCCCGCCGUCGCAGGUCCAGACCACACUCGCCAUUUCCCCGCGAGGACGGAGGAGAAGCCGUCCGGGCCCAUGGCGGGUCGCAGAGACCCCCGUUUCCUGCGUAAGCUCUCCUACCACCCUCGAUGGCGGAGCAAGCCAUUAAAAGCCAGGAGGAAAAGACGUGGCACGUGGGCUCCCGGUCUCUUCAGCUCCGCGUCCACAUCGUCACGGUUAAAACCGCAGUUGCCGCUGUCCCCGGUGCGGCGUCAUCAGAGCUGUUGGGCGUGCUGGCUUUUAAUGCCCUUGCUCCUGAUCUCAUCCCUACCUUGUCAGGCCUGGGCAACCACCUUCACGGUGGCCCUGGUGGGACCCUGGACUUGUGACCACUUUUACUCCAAAGCCUUGGCCGACACGGCGGCCCGCCUGGCCACCGCGCGCAUCAACAAGGACCCCCACCUUAACAAAGGCUACUGGUACGACUACACGCUGAUCAACGAAGACUGCAAGUCAUCCCGUGCCAUGGCUCGCUUCGCCGAGCUGGAGGGAUACGGCGCGGCCUUCCUCGGGCCGGCCAACCCGGCGUACUGCUCUUCGGCCGCUUUGUACGCCAAAGAGUGGGACGUCGGAAUUCUCUCCUGGAGCUGCCUGAGAGCGAGCACGGGAGAAGGAGGGAUGUAUACCACGUUCCUGCGCCCGCAACCGUUGUCUUCACGCGUCCUCUUCACGGUGCUGCGCUACUUCCGGUGGGCCCACGUGGCCGUCGUCUCGGAGGAGGGCGACAUCUGGGAGGCCACUGGAAUGGAGCUGGCGUCCUCUCUCAGGGCCAUGGGCCUGCCCGUCAAGCCCGUGGUCACCAUGGAGGCGGGCGAGGACGGGCCGAGGAAGGCCUUGACGCGAGUGCGGGAAACCGAUCGGGUUCGAGUGAUCAUUAUGUGCAUGCCUUCGGUUCUGAUCGGCGGCCAAGCGCAGUACCGACUUCUGCUGUCGGCUUUAGCCAUGCGAAUGAUCGACCGCGGCUACGUCUUCAUCCCCUACGACACGCUGCUUUACUCUCUUCCGUACAACGACGCGUCCUACUCCGCGCUGGGCAACGACAGCAGGCUGCGGAAAGCCUACGACGGGGUGCUCACCGUCACCAUGGACUCUGGAGACCGCAACUUUUACCAGGCCUUCAAAGAGGCCCAGGACAGCUACGAAAUCCGCAGCAGCGCCGCGGCAGAGAACGUUUCUCCCUUCUUUGGCUCCAUCUACAACAUGAUGUAUUACGUCGCGAUGGCCGCCGAGCAGGCCCGCGGAAACGGCGGCCGUUGGGUGACCGGCGAGAUCCUGGGCUCCAGCGAGGGCGGCUUCGAAUUCGAGGGCUUCAACCAGCGCUUGAGGGCCGGCAGGAACGGCGAAGGCAUGCAGGCUCGCUACGUCGUGCUGGACUACAGCGGCAUGGGCAACUCUCUGUACUCCACUCACGUUCUGGAGGCCGCGCACACAGACGGCAGGAUCGGAGGCUUGAAAUAUUUGGGUCGCUCCAUCCAUUUUGCGGGCAGUACCCCGUACACGGAUUCCAGUUGUUGGUUCAGUCCUUAUUUUGCCUGCAGCGGAGGAGCGGAUUCCGCUACGAUCUUCUUGUUCUUCCUCUUCGCCGUGGCGGUUGCUGGCGCCGUCAACGUCGUCAUUCAUUUCAAGAGGAGCGGCAGAGUGGGCUUUACCUUUGGCAACGGCGGCGCCGGGUCCGCCAAAGUACUCCUGACUCUGGAUGACCUGGUUUUCAUUAACACACAAAUCAGCAAAAGGAAGCUGAAUGAUGAAAGCAUCAUGAAAAGUCAGCUGGAUAUGAAGACGCCUCAGCACUCCGUGUCCGGUCGCAGUUAUUUGGCGUCGACACCAGACAGCUCCAACGUUGCAGUAUUUGAAGGCGAUUGGGUUUGGUUGAAGAAAGGCCCCCCGGGAGCCGUAUCAAGCAUCAAUAGCAGCACAGAAUCCGUCUUCGUCAAGCUCCGAGACAUGAGGCACGAGAAUCUCAAUCUGUUCUUGGGACUGUUCUACGAUUCUGGCAUUUUCGGAGUGGUGACGGAACACUGCUCCAGAGGCAGCUUGGAGGACCUGCUCACCAACGAGGACGUCCGUCUUGACUGGAUGUUCAAGUCGUCCCUGCUGAUGGAUCUCGUUCGGGGAAUGAAGUACUUGCACAACCGAGGAAUCGUCCACGGGCGCCUCAAAUCCCGAAACUGCGUGGUGGACGGCCGCUUUGUCCUGAAGGUGACCGAUUACGGCUUCAAUGAACUUCUCAGUUCCCAGAACAUCAGCACGGAGGAAGAAAAGCCCGAGGAUCUGUUCUGGACGGCUCCUGAGCUUCUGCGCAGCGCUUCACUGAGGAGAAAGGGAACUUUCCCAGGGGACGUCUACAGCUUUUCCAUCAUCGCGCAGGAAGUCAUUUCCCGCUCUGCGCCGUUUUGCACGCUGGACAUGCCGCCCAAGGAGAUUAUCAGCAAGGUCAAAGAGCCGCCUCCUUUGUGCCGGCCCAGCGUGUCCGUGGACCAGGCCCCCCUGGACGUCAUCCAGGUCAUGAAGCAGGCCUGGAGCGAAGAACCCGACAAGAGGCCCACAUUUCACGAUGUUUUCAAACAGUUGAAAAACAUCACCAAAGGCAAGAAGACCAACAUUAUCGACUCAAUGUUGCGCAUGCUGGAGCAGUACUCCUCCAACUUGGAGGAUCUGAUCCGGGAGAGGACAGAGGAGCUGGAGGUGGAGAGACAAAAGACUGACCAACUGGUGGCUCAGAUGUUGCCCAAGUCUGUGGCCCAGGCGCUGAAGACCGGCAAGCCCGUCAAACCCGAGCACUUCAACGAGGUCACGCUCUAUUUCAGCGACAUCGUCGGCUUCACCACCAUCUCGGCUCUCAGCGAGCCCAUCGAAGUGGUCGACCUGCUGAACGACCUCUACACGCUGUUUGAUGCCAUCAUCGGGCUGCACGACGUCUACAAGGUGGAAACUAUCGGCGACGCGUACAUGGUGGCCUCUGGAGUCCCCAACAGGAACGGCAACCGUCACGCGGCCGAGAUGGCCAACAUGUCCCUUGACAUCCUCCACUGCAUCGGCACCUUCAAGAUGAGACACAUGCCCGAAUUGAAAGUCCGGAUCCGGAUCGGCUUGCACUCCGGCCCGGUGGUCGCAGGAGUCGUGGGCCUCACCAUGCCUCGGUACUGCCUCUUCGGGGACACGGUCAACACGGCGUCCCGAAUGGAGUCCACCGGCUUGCCUUACAGAAUACACGUCAACAGGACCACAGUAGACAUCCUAAACGCUUUGAAACUGGGAUACAAAAUCCAAGUUCGAGGUCUGACGGAAUUAAAGGGGAAAGGUGUGGAGAACACGUACUGGUUGGUGGGGAGGGAAGAUUUCAAGAAAGCGCUGCCCAUUCCACCGGACCUUCAAGGCGGAAGCAACCACGGCAUCGGCCUGGACGAAAUCCCCCCCGACCGAAGGCAAAAGUUUCUGGAUCGGCAGAAGAAGAUGGGCUGAGCGCGACACGCCCCGGACGAGUUCGUGGGAAACAAGCGCAAAUGGACUUGACAAA